GAGGAAUGGCGGAACCUCGGAGUUUCUUCAUCUCUCUCGCCGGGUUGUUUCUGGUUUUAUAUUUUUCUUGUGGAUCUACGACUCCAGGCAACAAGAGGUCAAACCAGGAGCGAUGCGGUUUCAAGGUGCAGUCGGGGGCAGACGGAGGUCGCAGGUUGGCCGUCACCUUCAGAGCUGACAACUGUUCAUUAAACUACCCACUGGGGAAACAUGUGAUCCACCAAGUCACCAAUGUCUCCUUCAGCCAUUUGGCCUGUGAGGAUCAGGCCGCUGUGGUUGUUCACUGGUCUGCGAGUCCAUUAGGGAUGGAGCACAUUAAAGGCUUCAGAGUUUAUCUGGAGGACAAGAAUCCUGAAGGGAAACAGUGUCAACAUCUCAUCCUCAAAGACCCGCGACAGCUCAACUUCUCCUACAGGAACACGAGGCUGAGCAGUCAGCCGUUCAGCGGUUUGACGUUUGACACCGACUACAUGGUCCGUGUUGUUCCUUUCCCAACCCUGAUGAACGAGAGCUUCUUCCCUCCAUCAUUCCUCAGGACCAACUCAUGCGAAGUCCUCCUGGGAUCAGACAACCUGGUUUGCAAACCAUUCUGGAAGCCAAAGACCCUAAACGUCUCCCAGCUGGGGUCAAACCUCCACGUGGUGUUCGACCAGGCUCCGGCCUCCUUCGGCUUCCACUUCUACUACCUGUACUACAAACUGAGGCAGGACGGACCGUUCAGACUGCAGCGCUGCAAACCGGACAUGAACCAGGCCAGAACUACAUGUGUCCUCCAGGACGUCACUCCAGGAACCUACACUGUAGAGUUGAGAGACGACACUAACACGACCAGGAGGCAGACUCAGUACCACGUCAGCCAAGUCCACUCCCCCUGGGCGGGGCCUAUCCGUGCCAUGGCCAUCACCGUGCCUCUGGUCAUCAUGUCGGCCUUCGCCACCCUCUUCACUGUCAUGUGUCGUAAGAAACAGCAAGAAAACAUUUACAGCCAGCUGGAUGAGGAGAGCAGUGAGUCGUCCAAUCACAGCGCGGCGUUGAACACGGAACGCCCGUGGCCUCGUCCCAAAGUCUUCAUCUGCUACUCCAACAGAGACUGUCCCAAACACACCAGCGUCAUCCAGAGCUUCGCCUACUUCCUGCAGGACUUUUGCAACUGUGAGGUUGUGCUGGACCUGUGGGAACACCUGGAGAUGUGUAAAGAGGGUCAGAUGUCGUGGUUAAGCCGACAGCUGGACGAAGCUGACUUCAUCAUCACCGUCUGCUCCAAAGGCCUACGCUACUACGUGGAGAAGAAGAGUCGUAGAGGGAAGACGCCAGUCAGUCGCCGUAGUAACAGUAGCAGCAGCAGCAGCAGCUCUCUGAUUGGUGGAUCUGGCAGUGACCUGUUUAUAGUGGCCGUGGCCAUGAUUGCUGAAAAGCUGCGGCUGGCGAAGCAGAGCGAGGAGGGCGGGGCUCAGGAGCUGAACCGCUACAUGACGGUUUACUUCGACUAUUCGACGGAGAACGACAUCCCCACCAUGUUGAGUCUGGCUCCCAGGUUCAAGCUGAUGGACCAGCUGCCUCAGCUCUUCAGUCGGCUCCACUCCAGUCAGUCCAGUUUGGCUGAUCGUGAGCAGCAGCCUCUCAACGUCUCCAGGAGGAACUACUUCAGAAGUAAGUCCGGACGCUCGCUCUACGUUUCCAUCUGCAACAUGCACCAGCACAUCAGCCAGAACCCCGACUGGUUCGAGAAACAGCCGACUGGUUCGGCAGCUGCAGCGGGUUCCUCGGUCUCGUCCGGCGUCUCUUCGAACCAUUCUCCUCUCCCCGCCGUCCCGGCUCCAAGUCCUCCUCCAAAGCCUGCCUGCUCCUCCUCCUCCUCGUCUCAGCCUGAGCAGAGGUUUGACUCUGGCUUGGUGCUGAAUGAAGUGGUGGUGAGGAUGCCGUCGCUGGACGGUGGGAAUGGAGUCCCGAGGAGGAACAUGCUGCUGCUAGCUCCCGGCUCCAGUCCCAGCCUCAAUGUUGGCUCCACCCACAGUCCCAGUCCUAGUCCUGGUCCCAGUCCUGGUCCAUGUCCCAGCCCUGGUGCCUGUCCCAGUCCUGGUCUCUGUCCCAGUCCAGGCCUGCCGCACUGCUCUCUGUCCAUGCUGGGGCCCACUUCAAGGUCCAUUUCUGGAAUAUCUGGACUUUUACCUGAAGAAUCUUCGUCGUCCUCCUCCUCCUCUUCCUCCUCCCCCUCUGCUCCCUCCAUUCUCCAGGAUGUGGUGUGCCCUGUCCCUGCCCUGGCAGAAGAAGGCCAUCCCCUACCUCCAGAGGUCCCGCCUCCUCGUGAUUCGGGCAUCUACGACUCAUCUGUCCCGUCCUCGGAGCUUUCCAUUCCCCUAAUGGAGGGCCUGUCACAUGACCAGGCUGACUCCUCCUCCUUGGCUGACAGCGAAUCAUCCUCUUCAGGACUGGGUGACGAGGAGCCACCUGUUGUCGCGUCGCUCCGCUGCAGCACAGCCACAGUUUGUAAAGCUGAGCUGCACCACCAUCACCACCUGGAGCACAGUGACGGACUUGCAUCGUUGUAGGGGAUGCCUCCAGCCAAUCAGAAGAGGGCCAGCCCUGUCCAUGUCGUCACGGGGCUAAAAAAAAAAACAUGUUCUGGUCUUGGAUCUGAAUCCAUUCUCAGAAAUGCU
Molecule: messenger RNA, 2657 nt
Organism: Toxotes jaculatrix (banded archerfish)
Lineage: Eukaryota; Metazoa; Chordata; Actinopteri; Toxotidae
Gene: il17rd
Product: interleukin 17 receptor D
Exons: 16
Coding region: 6-2549 (847 amino acids)
Molecular function (GO): protein binding; interleukin-17 receptor activity
Source: RefSeq, a predicted model, not a curated record